Haliotis rubra (blacklip abalone) is the source of this 2334-nucleotide messenger RNA. RefSeq lists its product as uncharacterized. The record is from RefSeq and is a predicted model, not a curated record. The transcript is spliced from 3 exons. Lineage: Eukaryota; Metazoa; Mollusca; Gastropoda; Lepetellida; Haliotidae. The coding region runs from base 933 to 2060 and encodes 375 amino acids.
GGGCUUCUGAUACAUGGCGCCUAAACCUAUCAGCGACAGUGGACAAUUUGGAAGAAUCUAGAACCAUAAUUCAAGUCCAGGUUAUUAAUAAUUCUCUCAGAGCGCUUGAUUAAUGAUUUAAAUUCUUUUAAUGAGCAUGCAUUAGUUACUUCGUCAGGUAGAUCAUUCCACAAGUUGAUCGCGUCGGGAAGAAAUGAUUUGGACAAGAAUUUCACAUGUCAUGAUGUUGCUGAUUGCUCGCUUGUUCGCGUCUCUCUGUCCCUGAAUCACUGCCGUCACACAGUGACACGCCCACUCAUCAGAAGUAGAUUUACCUGAACAUUAAAAAAUAAAUAUAAAACAGAAAUUAAUAAUAAUUAAUUAGUUAUUAGACAGAUGUUGGGAUAUACUGAGCCCUAAGCAGAAUUGUUUCUGAUUCAAAUCAAAGGUCAAAUCUGAAAGUACAUAUCUGUGACAGCCUCGGGAAUUCUGAGCUGUAAAGACGUUUGGGAAUAUGAAAAGUGUGAUUUCAUACUUGAUAACAUUUGAAUUGCUAUUAAUUAGACAAUAAGUCGUUUCCUGAUGACAAAUGAUAGGAGCUUGAAAUGUUUCUGUCAAAGCGGAUGUAAAUGUCUACUGUCAAUAGCCACUUAAACAAAGCCACGGACAGUCUAGAGUAGCAUGGUUUUAGUUAAUUCUUGUACUUAUCAGUACAUCAACCUUUCCAUAACCCAUCAUAUAUUUAAAUAAUUGGUAAAAAAAUGUCAAUUUCAGAUAGCAAUAUCCAUUUUUUUUUUCCAAAUAAUUGACGAGUAUUGUAUUGACAGAAAUUAUUUGGGGUCAUUUUCUCUGUGAACGCAGCCAAGCACUGGGCGUCUUUAGAAAACGUUGGCAUUCGUGUUCAUUUUGUGUUUAGUUAGUAUCUCAACACAAUUCUUUUUACAAGUUUCCAAAUGGAUCUGUGUGUUGUUUUAGCUCUAACAUUAGUCACACAGUCGUACAGCCUCCCAGCACACGACCGACAGCCUCUUGGUCCAGAGAUGUGUAGACACCUGUGUAGAACAAUUGUUGGUUGUACAGCCCCAUCCUUCCACCCUACCAGUCUUCUGUGUCGCGUAACCUACGUCAUUACGAUGUCGUCUACAAACAGCAGGAUGUCACGGACGGAGCGUCAGAAGGGGGAAGAGCGAGACGUACCUGACGCUGCCCAGUGUUCAAGAGGCUCUAAGAUGUUCUACAGCCGGGCGGGGGCAUUGCAUUGUGAAACACAUCCCAGCUCUACAGUCUCAACCGUCUCCACAGUGCCCACAGUCGCGCAUCCACAGGACAAACGCAGAGUGCUACUUGUGCCAUUUAUGGCGGAUUAUUGGAAGAGUCAGUUUUAUCAAACCGCCUUUCCAUCGUGGACCGUGAUGACGUACCCUGUAGACAUGGAAAAUGUGACGGCCAUUGGUUACAUACCGUCAUCAUAUGGUCUCCUUUUGUCAGUAAGUCACGGUGGAAAGCUACUAAGUUUCAAACUGGAAAGACAGAGCUCACAGACUAUUUGGGAAAACCUUCUGGUUCGAGACAUCGCCGUGGAUGACGACAGACAUGAAGCAUACGUCGUUACAGCUGAAGCAUCAAAACGAGUUAUGAGGAUUACAGUAGAUGGUACGCCAAUAAACGCAUUCCAAUCCAUGGAGGAUCUUCAGCUGAUUACAGUUGACUCCAAGAGACGUGUGAUGUAUGUAAGCACCUCAAGAAAACUACUUCGGUGUAGCUAUUCAGGAAAAGGAUUUACGACAUUAAUCCAGUCAAUACAAACAACGUCUUUGAGCUUUGAUCGCUCUCAAGAAGUGAUAUAUUUCAAUAACGACCGUGAUGUCAUCAAAUUGUAUCCGUUAAGUGGAAAAUACAAUGUCUUGACGUCAUUGAACACUACCCCGUCAAGCAUGAUUUCCGUUCAGAAUACUUUAGUUUUAAGCACAAAAGAUGGGGUAUUUGUGUUACCCCCAAACAGUCCUAAAGCUAGUGAUUUGUAUGCAGUAAGUUGCCGUUUCGUGCUUUGUGCUGUCCCAUGUAUUAGAUAUUUGUGUUAGACCGCCCUCGCUAUACCUUACUGUCUUAGGACCGGGUGGUCAGGCUCGCUGACUUGGUUGUAGGGCUGGGACGGGUAACCCAGAUACCCGGGACGGGCGGGUGAAGAGUUGGACCCGGGUAUCCAUCACAUUACCCGGACCCGCUUUGAUCACGUGACUAAUGAAUGAAGACUUAAUUGAAUGUGUUUAUAAUUAUUAUAUUUACAACGAGAUUGUUGUCUUCUGUUUGAGAUUGUGGACUAAACUAGCACUGAAAACUCACAAUAUAUCAACU